AUGGUACACCACAUCUCCCGUAGUUUGCCGCCAAAUAAGAAUCAAGAACCAAUUUUGAAGUUUCUUCCAUCUGUUUACUCUGUAGGUAUUGUACGGGAAACGAUUGGUUCAUUCUUGUCUCUUCUCUUUAUUGCUUCACUUAUUAUUGGUAUUGGUGCACCCUACUUUGUAGGGAUAUUUCCUCCGAAUGUUGUGACAUGGGUGGAACAAAACCGUACAAUGAUCAUUGCCGCUGGGUUUGUAGCAAACCUUAUAUGUGGGAGUAUUCUUCAGUCAGGUGCUUUUGAAAUGUUUAUGGAUGAUACGCUCAUCUUUUCAAAGUUGCAGCAGAACAAAAUGUUGUCAGCCGUAGAUUUGGCAGAAAUUGUAAUACAAGCGUUAGUCCAUGCCCCGGAAUAA
This is a messenger RNA of Trypanosoma cruzi, 399 nucleotides long. RefSeq lists its product as uncharacterized. NCBI's taxonomy places the organism in Eukaryota, Euglenozoa, Kinetoplastea, Trypanosomatida, Trypanosomatidae. The transcript has a single exon. Gene Ontology annotation, molecular function: thioredoxin-disulfide reductase (NADPH) activity. Bases 1 to 399 code for a protein of 132 amino acids. Gene Ontology annotation, biological process: cell redox homeostasis. Gene Ontology annotation, cellular component: endoplasmic reticulum membrane. The record is from RefSeq and is a predicted model, not a curated record.